AUGAGUCCACGACUUGAGAAGCAUUCACCGUCACACGCUGGGCGGUCCCCGUCUCACUCCUCAGAGGAUGGAGGUUCCCGCUUCGCCUUCGUAACCGAGGGCACCUUGGCUGAAGCUCGCAGUCAUGCAAUGCGGGAGCACUGGAGACAGCGCCAACGGCGCAAGCAAAAAUCAGAAGAUCGCCGAACCCAGAGGAAAAUAUUGCCUCACACAAGCCCCGUGGAGAAUAGUAAACCGAAGCCAAACCGCGCUUCUGAACCAGUAGUUGACUAUGAGUGUACCGAGGAUGUGUUCCUGCUGCACCAGCCCAGUCCGACUCGUAUAAAAACCAGAUCCUCAGAUUACGGCGAAGAAAACACCGAAGCCCAGCAUGCUGGGGUGCCAAUACAGGCCUUAACCGGACUCAACCACGCCCUCGCGUCUUCCAGGCUCGACCCCUUCGAGAUGUUUCCGGUUCAACUGACAAGUAAACAUCACAAAUUGCUCCAUCACUGGCUAAUUACCCACGCGACUAUGAUGUUCGAAGAUGUCGCCAUUCCGAGCUUCAACCCGAUGAAAGAUGUUUGGUUCCCACUGGAUCUCUCCAACGCUGCUUCUUUCUAUGGUAUCAUGGCCCACUCAGCAGCUCAUCUGGACCAUCUCUACGCGGGAAUGAACCCUUCAAAAGGAACCGUCUCUACCGAUGCGUUGAAGUAUAAAUCAGAGGCAGUGAGCAUACUCUCUACAUGGAUGGCCGACCCAGAGAAAUCGCUGAGUAACGAUGCCUUUGCUGCUAGAUACUGGGGGACGGAAGAGGAGUGGAUGGUGCAUCGCACUGGCCUUCAAAGAAUGAUUGACGCACGGGGUGGUAUUGAUAAACUGCACGAUAAUUGGCGGCUGGAGCUUGUUGUUUAUCUUGUCUCCUUAAUGUCCAAACCAACGUGGUUCGCGUCGUCGAACAACAUAUCAGAAAUAUCCGAACAGUCCUUCCACAAUGCAGCGAAAGCAGCAUUGGUGGAUACACAGAAAGUCCGCUGCCUAUGGCUGAUAUCAUUCAUCCAGGACAUGCGAACUCUCAUGGCAUUUUCAUCUCGGCUAUAUAUGGACGGUCUUGCGUCUUACCCCUCUCUGUACGAUGCCGUUUUACUCCUACGGUCGAAUUUCCACCUAGCCAACGAGAGUCCUCCCCAGACUGCCAGUUUUCCCUCCGACUACGAUAGACUGGCUUGCCUAUUCUCCAUCUGCAUAACGAUGCAAGAAUCCAUAUCCCGCUCGCCAGUCACGGCAGCGUUACCCGCGCCUGAGAUUUAUAACGACAUGGCAUUACUGGACGUGGCUCUUGCAACCUCGCGAAACGUAUGGGAAACAUCGGUAUACAGUCUGCGUGCAUUCCUGCAUCACCACUUCGUGACAUAUCACCCAGACGGAGCCGCGAAAAUCGACUAUGUCAUGAAGAUGACGGACGUUCUGGGCCAUCUGAGUCUUGAGGCACGUAGGGGUGUCGAAAAGUGUCUUUUGAAUAUGCUGUGUCGUGCACGGGAUGGCAAGCUAUUUUUCUUAGCUGAUGAUAGCUGGACUCCUGAUUCGCUGCUGUCGUCUGUGCACGGCCAGUAA
Molecule: messenger RNA, 1593 nt
Organism: Aspergillus nomiae NRRL 13137
Lineage: Eukaryota; Fungi; Ascomycota; Eurotiomycetes; Eurotiales; Aspergillaceae
Exons: 4
Coding region: 1-1593 (530 amino acids)
Source: RefSeq, a predicted model, not a curated record